AUGGCAGACGUACAAAACAAAGAAACAGUACAUAAUGCACCUUCGUCGUCAGCGCCGAAACGCAAAGCGCCAGACUCUACUCCCACCACUAUUAACUUCACAUCGCGCAAUCCGCCUUGGACCUAUCUCAAACUCCAGCUCAUCCCCCAACCAGACACACCACCCCUCCAACCCCUCGACGCCCUCUCCGCCCGCACAUACCUCUCCUCCGCACUCUCGCAAUUCCUAGGCGUAACAGGAACCGCGAUCCCCAUCGAUAUCCUCAAAGUUGAACCCAAGGGGACCAAAUCAAAUGGCCUGACAAAAUACGGCGCUGUCUGGGUUCGUGUUCCCCGCGACGAUGGGGCUGCUGUCGUUGCUGCGAUUAGUUCAUGGAUUGGGGGCAGUGGGAGCGGGUCGGGUGCUGCGUGGAGAGUCUGUGCCAAGGGGAAUUAUCUAGGCGCGUUGGUGUCUGGAUCUGGGAGUGAUUUGUUCGUUCCUUGA
Molecule: messenger RNA, 483 nt
Organism: Penicillium daleae
Lineage: Eukaryota; Fungi; Ascomycota; Eurotiomycetes; Eurotiales; Aspergillaceae
Exons: 2
Coding region: 1-483 (160 amino acids)
Biological process (GO): nuclear-transcribed mRNA catabolic process, RNase MRP-dependent; intronic box C/D snoRNA processing; tRNA processing
Cellular component (GO): ribonuclease MRP complex; nucleolar ribonuclease P complex
Molecular function (GO): ribonuclease MRP activity
Source: RefSeq, a predicted model, not a curated record